This is a messenger RNA of Caenorhabditis elegans, 1908 nucleotides long. RefSeq lists its product as uncharacterized. NCBI's taxonomy places the organism in Eukaryota, Metazoa, Nematoda, Chromadorea, Rhabditida, Rhabditidae. The record is from RefSeq and is marked reviewed. The coding region runs from base 1 to 1908 and encodes 635 amino acids. The transcript is spliced from 7 exons.
AUGGACGUCCCAUCUUUGGAAGAUAUCGCAUUUCCGAUAGUUUUGGAAAAUUUUCAAAAUGGAACCUAUAAUGAUUUUGAAACCCAUCUAGAUUUACAAUCAAGUAACAUAAUUUUUGCGAGCCUCCUUUCAAAAAGAUCAAGUGAAGUUGUAAAGUUCUUUCCAAAAAUUUCCAAAAACUUUUUUCUGACGAAAGUGAACCUCAAAAAUGUUCGACUUACCCAUCCCAUGAUCAAACUGCUUUCGGAGCAUACUUUGGAGUCACUGGCUCUCGGAGACCAGGCAAUUAGGAAAGAUUACAAAAAUGAUAUUGCUCAAGUUGAUGAAAUUCUUCAAAUUAUUUUGAAUAAAAAAUCAGCAAAUAAUUUGAGGCAGUUGGAUAUUAGUGGAUCAAGGAGAUUUCUGAAUGGAGCAAUAAAGAAGAUUGGUAAAUUACUUCCCUCUCUUCAAAGUUUGAUAGUUUGCGACCGACUAUUUUCUGGCUCAGAUUUUCAAAAACUUUGCUCAAGUUUCAAAAAUCUCAAAUCGCUGGAUAUCAGUGACACUGGCGUCUCGAGUUUAUAUGGAAUUUCGCAGUUGACAAAUCUUGAAACACUUGCGAUGAGAAAUCUGAAUAUUUGUGAAUUUGGACACAUAUUCAGACUCUCAAAACUUGAAGCUUUAGACUUAUCAUUUACAAAAUUUGACAGAAUUCCAGUAAUUAUGAGACAAUAUUCUGAAUCUAGAGGUUUUAUACCAAACCUUAAAUUUCUGGAUUGUUCUGGAACUGACGUCACGUUUUCUAUUUUGGAUGAGCUGCUGCAGAAGCAUGAGAAAUUGAAGAAAAUUGUAGUUGCUGAAACUCUGCUAGAAAACGAUGAAGUCGAUGGAGUUGAAAUCAUGAAUUUUGCCACUUUUGAUUCCAACAAGAAAACGUUGAAUUACAUGACUUCAAAGAAAAAUUUGGAUUCUGUGAUUUUUCUGUUGAGAAAUUUUGAAACUUUAUUUUAUAAAAUUCAAGAAAUUUCAAAAAUAGAAUCAUCAUUUUCCCUUGUUAAAGAGAUUUUGAAAUCUAUCGAAGUGUUUUCAAACGAUUCAAUUAUUUGUUCAAUUGGAUUAAAGUGCAUUGGGAAUAUUUUGAGAUCCUCCAAAGUCACGCGAAAUGAACAAAUAUAUGUUGUUCGCCAUCUUCUAAAGAUUUUAAAUCGAUAUCUGAAAAUUUUCCCAAUCCACGAAUUUAUAAUUUUCAAAAUUUGGGAAAUACUAUCACUUCCGGAGCUUAUCAGAAUUUCUCAUUUGAAUACAGAAGCUCUUUGUAAACAAAUUCAAAGAUACAGUGAUCAUGAGUCAAGUCAGAUUCCAUUCAGAGCUUUUAUGCAGAUUUUGGAAUUUCAUGACCUUGAAAAUAUUAAUUUCAUGAAGCCUUUACUGGAUCUUCUAGAUUUUUACAAGAUAAAUAUUUUAAGAAAUUUGGCAACAAUCAAAAGUGUCGCAAAUAUUGAAGUUUUUCACGAGAAAGAGAAUAUUGAUUUUUUGAGGAAGCUUCUAAUUGGUAACAUCAACUUCAGAGUGAGAAAUGGGAAGUAUAUAUUUGCUGAAUUAGCGUACAACGCAUCAACCAUCCUAUUCUCGAUCACAUCCAAUUGCAGUCCCCAUUCAUACGCUCAUGUGGAAAGUGAAAAAAUCAGGUCAGAAUUGAGUGAAAUUAUUUCUAUAAUUGGUAUUCACCAAAUAACUGCCAAUGUGGAUGCCGUUUUAUCAAACAAUUUUCUCGAAAAGUUAAUUAUACUUACAAAAUCCGACGAAUCGAUUCUGUUCGCAUUGUUAACACUUCAAAUAAUGUUGCACCAAAAGAAAGAAAACGAGAAGAAUGUUUUGACUAAACUUUGUUUUUAUCAAAAGUUGCGACAAAAUGUGCAGAUAUUAUAA